Molecule: messenger RNA, 870 nt
Organism: Microplitis mediator
Lineage: Eukaryota; Metazoa; Arthropoda; Insecta; Hymenoptera; Braconidae
Exons: 4
Coding region: 167-580 (137 amino acids)
Cellular component (GO): nucleosome
Molecular function (GO): protein heterodimerization activity; DNA binding; structural constituent of chromatin
Source: RefSeq, a predicted model, not a curated record
ACAUUUUCGUCAGCGGCAAUUAGUUUUGUUAUGAUUUCGUUUUAUUUACAAACUAGUAUUAAUUAUAAACGACUUAAAAAAAUAUAUUAAUUAUAUGUAAUUGUAAAUAUUAAUUUUUUUUUCGUUAUUAUUUGCAGUUUAAUUUUUUUUUCUAUUUUAUUUAAAAAUGGUGCGGAGAAAAUCCAAUACUCCCAGUACCAAAAGACCGUCGAAUGCAUCAAAGCAACGGAAAUCUGAUCGAACAGAAGUUGUUGUUAAUAGAAAUCGCAGAGUAAGAAAUGGAGUACGCGCACUACAAGAAAUCAGAUAUUUAAGAAGAUCAACAAAAUUACUGAUACCUAAGUUACCAUUUUCAAGGCUAGUACGCGAAAUUAUACAUGAACUUUUUCCAAGGCAAGGUAUCGAUAGAAUGCAAGCGACAGCACUCGAAGCACUUCAAGAAGCGACAGAAAUGUAUCUCGUACAAUUUUUCGAAGACGCUGUUUUAUUAGCGUAUCAUUGCAAAAGAGUUACUUUGAUGCACAGAGACAUGAUACUUAUGCGAAGGCUUCGUGGACGCGAUGAUGUAAUUAAUAAAUGACUUUAUCAUGACAAAUUACCACUCGUUUGACAGACGAUAGAUAAUUUUUUAAUCACAAGUGUCACAAAUUAAAAUAACUGACAAUUCAUUGCCUUAAGAUUAAUAAUUAUUUUUUUAUUACUAAAUUAUAAAUACUAACUUAUAUUAUUCAUAUUAUAAUUUAGAUAUAUAUUUAUAUAUGUUUUGUAUUUUCUAUAUCUCAUAAUUGUGAAUAUAAUUAAUUGUAAUUGUUGAAUUUUUUUAUAAAAUAAUUAAUUAAUUAAACUAAUGAUUAAUAAUUAAAAUUAAUA